AUGAGAUUUGGAGGGGUCCCUUACUAUGGAAGAUUGGUAGACAUUAUUGUGCUUUCCUACGAUGGCUUCACAGUGCCCAUGUUUAAAUGUGAAUGGGCUAAUACCACAAACCCAAGAGGCAUUAAGAUAGAUAAGUUGGGUUUUACUUCUAUAAACUUUACAAAACUACUACAUUCUGGGGAACAUGAAGAUAAUGAGCCGUACAUUCAAGCGUCAGAAGCUCAGAUGGUUUUUUAUGUGGAUGAUGAGAAUGAACAAGGGUGGAGCAUACCUAUUCAUUUGAAGCCAAGAGACUUGUAUGACAUGGGUGGAAAUGAUGAAAUUAUGUCACCCAUUGAGCCAUAUCCAUCACAAAAUUUGGAACAAAUUUUUUCGAAUGAUGAUAUUGGAACUUCAUCAGCAAAUGAUAACAAUAAUUAA
This is a messenger RNA of Lathyrus sativus (Indian pea), 420 nucleotides long. Lineage: Eukaryota; Viridiplantae; Streptophyta; Magnoliopsida; Fabales; Fabaceae. The record is from the annotation of a GenBank genome assembly.